AUGUCUACGACUUUGGGAGAAUCCGACGUGAACGUGAAGGUCAAGGCGCGCUACGGCGCGGCAUCAUUCGCGAGUCGCGACGAACCACGCGUCGCGAUCUCUUUCCUUCUACCACCAUUACCCAACCUCUUGCUCCAUCUUCUCACCCUGAAGGACCUAUCUAAGCGACUGGAGGAAGACGCAGCCCGCUCUGUGGAACUUCGCACGAGGGCUACGGACCAGGCGAACAUUCACACCUGCCUGCUUGCACCUGUACGCCGACUGCCCGUCGAGACUUUGACGCAGAUAUUCGAACAAGCCGUUCCUGUCGAUUGGCGACACCACAGCAUCGGUACGAAGACACUCAACUUCGCCCAAGUCUGCUAUAGAUGGAGGAUGGUGGCUCUGGGGACCGCAAAGCUGUGGACACAUAUCAACGUUGACGCGAAAUGCCCCACGCACGGGUGGAAGGACGCGGCGCUCGCAUUCCUGCAACGGUCUUAUCCUGCACCUCUCGCCAUCAGCUUCGAUCUCUUCACGAGGGUCGGCUGGUACAAGACGUUCGAGGAUGUUUACCUGCACGACGAGUUCUGGAGCGAUCAGGUUUGGUCGGCUAUGUGUGCGCAGGCAGGGCGAUGGAAAUACGUUGCAUUCAAGCACAUGCCACCCCGUGCCCUGCAUCAGCGACAGCCUCCUCUAACGCUUUCCGUCCUUGAGCGACUGGCUAUCACCUCCCAUGAGACAGACGGGAUCGCACUGGGCUUCUUCGAGGGUGCCCACAACGUACAGCGCCUGUCCAUCGACUACCACCACAUGCCUACCCCGUUGGUCCUUCCAACGGCAUGGAAACUCACGGAUCUGACUAUCAGAUGCGGAGAGGGUGCACUCGGCAACGUCAGGGCCAGUCUUGGUCCAUGUCUCCAAGCCAUAGCCGCGUGCAGUCCUACGUUGGAAUACUGCCACAUAACAGCCAUCGGGUUCAACGCUCGUCAUUGUGGCACCGAGAAGCCGACGGCGUAUCCUGCUCUCAAGGAGCUCAUCCUCGUCGGUGCUGCUCACUUCCUGACCCUCAUCACCGCGCCGAGCCUCGUCGGUGUGCACCUCGAUACCACAUCCGUACCACAGGCCAACUCCUGGAAUGACCUCCCCGCCUUUGAGGAUAUGGUCGUGCGGUCGUCUGGAUGCCCUAACCUACGCGUCCUCACGCUCACCAACGUUCAGCAAUCGGUGCAUAAUUUGGUUCGUUGCCUCAGGCGUCUUCCGUCGCUCACCUCUCUAUCGAUCACGGACAACGAGGGCCUCGAAUACCCCGGGGCGCACGCGUUGGUGCAGGAGGAGCUGGUGCGGGCAUUGACGCGUACGAAGCGGUCGAAAGAGAGCCUCCUUCUCCUCCCAAGUCUCAAAGACCUCUCGCUCUUCUACCAUCGCUCGCUCUACGAGGAGGAAGACGAAGACGAGCUCCAGUACUACGACCCGGACAAAUACAUGCGGAGGGCCAUGAACAGGAUGGAGGGUUCGCGUUCUCGGCGCAUAGUCGGAAAGGGCCUCGUGCUCGAAGCGCUGGAACAUAUUGAGACGGACUGUCGGGACUUCUGGGACGGGGAACUGGAAAAGCUCGAAGAUUGAUCCGUACGCUAGCUUCAAC
Molecule: messenger RNA, 1624 nt
Organism: Schizophyllum commune H4-8
Lineage: Eukaryota; Fungi; Basidiomycota; Agaricomycetes; Agaricales; Schizophyllaceae
Exons: 2
Coding region: 1-1605 (534 amino acids)
Molecular function (GO): protein binding
Source: RefSeq, a predicted model, not a curated record